AGCGGGUGCCCGGCGCGGGGAGCGGCGAGCGCAGCCAUGCCCCAGGCCGCCUACGGGGCAGCAGCAGCGGCGGCCGAGGCCGGGGCGCGGGCCGGGGGCGCCGGGGGGCCGGCGGCGGCCCGGGCGGGACGAUGAAGCGGCAGAACGUGCGCACGCUGGCGCUCAUCGUGUGCACCUUCACCUACCUGCUGGUGGGCGCCGCGGUCUUCGACGCGCUCGAGUCGGAGCCCGAGAUGAUGGAGCGGCAGCGGCUGGAGCUGCGGCAGCAGGAGCUGCGGGCGCGCUACAACCUCAGCCAGGGCGGCUACGAGGAGCUGGAGCGCGUCGUGCUGCUCCUCAAGCCGCACAAGGCCGGCGUGCAGUGGCGCUUCGCCGGCUCCUUCUACUUCGCCAUCACCGUCAUCACCACCAUCGGCUACGGCCACGCAGCACCCAGCACCGAUGGCGGCAAGGUGUUCUGCAUGUUCUACGCACUGCUGGGCAUCCCGCUCACGCUGGUCAUGUUCCAGAGCCUGGGCGAGCGCAUCAACACCUUCGUGAAGUACCUGCUGCACCGCGCCAAGAGGGGACUGGGCAUGCGGCGCGCCGACGUGUCCAUGGCCAACAUGGUGCUCAUCGGCUUCUUCUCGUGCAUCAGCACGCUGUGCAUCGGCGCCGCCGCCUUCUCCUACUACGAGCACUGGACCUUCUUCCAGGCCUACUACUACUGCUUCAUCACGCUCACCACCAUCGGCUUCGGAGACUACGUGGCGCUGCAGAAGGACCAGGCGCUGCAGACGCAGCCGCAGUACGUGGCCUUCAGCUUCGUCUACAUCCUCACGGGCCUCACGGUCAUCGGCGCCUUCCUCAACCUCGUGGUGCUGCGCUUCAUGACCAUGAACGCCGAGGACGAGAAGCGCGACGCCGAGCACCGCGCACUGCUCACGCGCAACGGGCAGGCCGGCGGCAGCGGCGGCAGCGGCAGCGGCGGUUUGGGCGCGGAUGGCAGCGCGCACACCACCGACACCGCCUCCUCUACGGCCGCGGUAGGCGGUGGUGGGGGCGGCGGGGGCGGCGGCGGCUUCCGAAACGUCUACGCCGAGGUGCUGCACUUCCAGUCCAUGUGCUCGUGCCUCUGGUACAAGAGCCGCGAGAAGCUGCAGUACUCCAUCCCCAUGAUCAUCCCGCGGGACCUCUCCACGUCCGACACGUGCGUCGAGCAGAGCCACUCGUCGCCGGGAGGGGGCGGCCGCUACAGCGACACGCCCUCGCACCGUUGCCUGUGCAGCGGGGCGCAGCGCUCUGCCAUCAGCUCCGUGUCCACAGGCCUGCACAGCCUGUCCACCUUCCGCGGCCUCAUGAAGCGCAGGAGCUCCGUGUGAACGUCCCGCGGGGCCUGGAGCAUUUGGGAGCGCGGGCUGGGCGGGGUUCCUGCCCGGAGGAGCAGCAGGGGUCGGCGAGGGGGCCACCCCAGCCGCCUUCAGCCCGCGGGCCACCUACACAUCCCUCACCACCCUCCCCAUCUCCCCCACCCAUCUCCGACUGUGCCUGCUCGCACCAGCCAGCAGGAGCUGGGGCUCUGAGGACCCCUGGAGCCCCUAUCUGUGCCCUGCAAAUUCCGAGAAAUGUGAAACUUGGGGGGAAGGGAGGGGAAAGCAGAAGCUGGGAGCCUCCCAUCCCUUUAGAAAUCUAAGGAGCUCCCCGGUUCUCAGAGGCCCUGCUGGUACCCAGACAACCCCACCCCCACCUCCUCUGUCCAGAGGGGACUUCGUGUGUGUUCCUCGUCGGUUUGCAUCUCUAUUUAUACCUCUCUCCUGCCAGGUCUCCCACCCUCCCUUGGCUCUCAAGGCCAGGGUGUCUUUGUCUAGGUCACCCCCCUCAGUCCACUGCCCUGCCUCAUCCCGCCCCACCCCCGCUGUGUCUCCCAAGCUCCCACGACCUUCUGUGUUGUUUUGCAUGGCUUUGCAGUUAUGGAGACAGCGGAAGCCCAGCAGCCCCUAAAGCUAGACCCCAGAGGGCAGGCGGACAGAAGCAAGGGCAGGCAGCCACAGGAGGGGCAGCG
This is a messenger RNA of Phyllostomus discolor (pale spear-nosed bat), 2041 nucleotides long. RefSeq names its product potassium two pore domain channel subfamily K member 3 (gene KCNK3). Gene Ontology annotation, biological process: potassium ion transmembrane transport; stabilization of membrane potential. The coding region runs from base 132 to 1361 and encodes 409 amino acids. Gene Ontology annotation, cellular component: membrane. The transcript is spliced from 2 exons. NCBI's taxonomy places the organism in Eukaryota, Metazoa, Chordata, Mammalia, Chiroptera, Phyllostomidae. The record is from RefSeq and is a predicted model, not a curated record. Gene Ontology annotation, molecular function: potassium ion leak channel activity; open rectifier potassium channel activity.